Messenger RNA from Rosa chinensis, 1033 nucleotides. RefSeq lists its product as uncharacterized. The record is from RefSeq and is a predicted model, not a curated record. NCBI's taxonomy places the organism in Eukaryota, Viridiplantae, Streptophyta, Magnoliopsida, Rosales, Rosaceae. The transcript has 3 exons. The coding region runs from base 21 to 482 and encodes 153 amino acids.
AUUUGCAGUAGAAGGAUGAGAUGAAGAAUCAAUUGGACGACGUCAUUAAGGAGAAGGAUGGGUUCAUGGUUGAGAUUGGGAAUUCGUUAUCUAAUGUUCGAGGAAUGGCCAUGGAAGGUCACCCACUGGCCUGCAAGACCUCCCUAAUUGUGUUCACUUCGUCAUGGGCAGGUACAAUUUCUUACUCUGCUGGGUUUGCUAUUUGGGGAUGCUACUUGGUUGGUAAAAAGAUUUGGAUUACUUCGAUUCUGCUUCAGAUGGAUAAGUCAUGGAUGCUUGAGGAUAGAAGAUCACGGGCAUAUGAACUAGGGGUUGAAGCAUUCUUAAAGUUUGCAGUAGAAAAUGCUAGAAAUGAAAAUAGAAUUCCUUGUCCUUGCUGGGAGUGUGGAAAUACAAAAGACUUUGGCAUUGGAAUUAUCAAAGGUCAUUUGUUUAGCUAUGGUAUUACACCAAACUAUCAGAAUUGGAUAUGGCACGGAUAACCUUCCAAGUCAGCUUCAAACUUGGACUCUCGUGCUGACAGUACACAUAAACGUGGACCUGGUAAUACACAUGAACCUGAAGCUGAUAGUGUAGAUGAACAUGAACCUAUGAUUGACCCUGACUCGGUGCAUAUGGAUGAUACUAUGGCACGGAGAGCCUUCCAAGUCAGCUUCAAACUUGAAGAUAUUCAAGGUGUACUAGCUAAGGUAUAUUCAUUAUUUAAGUUAUUCAGCGUUUGCUGGCAUGAUGAUUUGGUAGCUUCAAUUGGUUGCUUGGCCUGGAUUGGUACUCCAUCUUGCUACAUUAUGUCCUUAAAAGAAAUUUAGUUUAGCUUCAAGGUUUUCAGUUUGAGAUUGUAACUUCUGGCAUGACUUGAUUUUUUUUUUUAGGUAACUAUUGCAUGAUUAAUGCAUCUUGUGUGAGUAUUUUGCAUUAUGUUUCAUUUAUAUAUUCAGAAGUAAAUCAUUAUAUUUAGCAUGUGAACAGGUUCCUUCUAUUCAAUUUUUAGUGAAUUACAUGACCGAUGUGUGCAUUCACAAUUGAAUUUUAC